Molecule: messenger RNA, 1050 nt
Organism: Symbiodinium sp. CCMP2456
Lineage: Eukaryota; Dinophyceae; Suessiales; Symbiodiniaceae
Source: the annotation of a GenBank genome assembly
AUGGCGCCCUGGCUUCUGAGCGCUUUGCUUCUGGUCAGUGAGCAACUCCUCGCUGCCUCCAUCCGAGCAGAGCUUCACGUCCACUUAGAUGGUUCCAUGAACUUUGAGACGCUACUGGCGAUCUGCAAGAACAGAGGGGUCGAGCUACCUGGUAUCGGUAUUCCAAAGAGCACCCAGGACAUACAGGCAUUCAUGGGGACUUUCAGUGGCUGGCACCGGUUUGAUGCUGUGAACAACAUCAUCGGUGGCAGCGUCUCUUCCAUCCAGGCGGCUGCAGAGGCUUUCGUGAAGUUUCAAGCGGAGUCUGGUGUUUUCUACACUGAGGUUCGCUAUGACCCUGUGCGUCUUGCUAGGAGCGAUCUUGACAACUCUUCCAUAACAGAGGAGCAGGCAGUCAAAGCUGUGCAGGACGGCUUAGCUGCUGGCUCAGUCAGACAUGGGGUAGUCGUGUAUCAACUUCUUUGUGCGAUGAGAGGGGCAAGCUCGCAUCGAUGCUUUCAAACUGCAGAGCUUGCAGCCAAACUCGCAGACAAGGCGAUGGGAGGUGUUGUUGGAUUAGACCUGGCAGGCGACGAGACCGAUUUCCCUAAUCGGGCCUACAUAGAUUGCUUCAAGCAUGCGAAAGCCCUAGGACUCAAUACGACCGUGCAUGCUGGUGAGUUCAACAAGACCAUGGGUGAUGACGUGCGCACAGCUAUCUUUGAAAUGGGUGCCGACCGCAUCGGUCAUGGUUAUGCAGCAGCAUUUGACGAACAGAUUCUUCAGGCAUUGAAGUUGCGCAAGGUGCAUGUCGAAGCUUGUCCCAAAAGCGCGCUGCUGCAUGGGGCCUGGGCACUAAAUGCCAUCCGCAGCUUCCGACAGCAUGGCCUGAACUUCGGCUUGAACACCGAUGAUCCAGCAAGCUCGUUUUCGAAUACCAGUGCUGCACAAGAUGAAAGCAUUGUAACAGGAAAGCUUGAUUUCUCGCCCGAAGAUGUGCGUUCAGCUUACAUCAAUGCCUACGACGCUCGAUUUGGUGAUCUGAGGGAGUCAGUCUUUGUGUAUGCAUAA